GGUGGCUAAAGUUGCCACAGGGUGUCGCGAGGGCUCUCACUUUUGCUGGUUUUUUUUUCAGCUCACGUCGAAUACGGACCCACCUGAUAUCACAGGGACACCGCGGAAGUCAGUUGUAGUUUACGGCGACGAAACAAGCGUGAAACUUUUACGUGUCGAGCACCCGUGAACUAACCGUUGAAACCGGCUAGCUAAGGUGAACCACAAUGGCCCAGGGGUUACUGGAUGAGGUGAUGAUGAACACUGCCCUGGUUGAAGAGCUGGCUGAUGUGGCAAAAGAUGAGGCACUUUUACAGGGAGUCCUUAUGAGGAUCCAAGAGACCCCCAACUCAUCAGAGUUGGUGACCUACGCCCCCUUCACGCUCUUCCCAUCGCCAGUGCCUAAAGCCGUGUUCCUGCAGGCUUUGGCUGUGCAAACCCACUACAACACACUGGUGGACAAGAUCAGCCAAGACACAGACUUCCUACAGGAGGCUUUAGCCAGCACCAUUGAAGUUGAUGACUUCACAGCCAGAUUGUUCAGGAUCCACCAGCAGAUCCUAAAAGAAGGAAGGUCUCAGCCCGUUGUGUUGGGACUUAAUCGGUCUGACUACAUGUUGGACCAGAGAGGGGAUAAGCCGUCCUCUCUGAAGCAGAUCGAGAUCAACACCAUCGCUGCGAGUUUUGGAGGCCUCUCGUCCCGCACGGCAGAUCUACACAGGCACAUCCUGAAGGUGGCCGGCAGGAUGGAGGAAAGCCAACGCGUCCCCGACAACAACCCUGCAGCUGGUCUGGCCCGGGCAGUGGCCAAAGCCUGGGAGCUCUACGGGUCAGAGAGAGCGGUGGUCAUGUUCCUGGUGGAGGAGAUCCAGAGGAACAUCUUUGAUCAACGGUACAUUGAGAGUGAGCUGUGGAAGAGAAACAUUCCCACAAUAAGGAAGCGGUUUGACGACGUGUGUAAAUCGGGAUGUCUUGAUCAGAGCAAGAGGCUGUCUGUAGAUGGCAAAGAGGUUGCAGUGGUGUACUUCAGGAAUGGUUACAUGCCGCAGAACUACGUGUCCGAACAGUGCUGGGAUGCUCGCCUCAUGAUGGAGCGCUCUCUGGCCAUAAAGUGUCCCGACAUCGGCACUCACCUGGCCGGAACCAAGAAGGUCCAGCAGGUACUGGCCAGGCCUGGAGUCCUGGAGAAGUUCCUCCCCGACCAGCCUCGAGUGGUGGAGCAGAUCAGGGCCACGUUCGCGGGCCUCUACACUUUGGACAUGGGACCAGACGGGGACAAAACGGUGGCGAUGGCUUUGGCAGCUCCAGACCAGUUUGUCCUGAAACCUCAGCGAGAAGGAGGAGGCAACAACAUCUAUGGAUCGGAGAUCUGCCAGGUCCUGGAGGGGGUGAAGGACAGUACGGAGCGGACGGCUUAUAUCCUAAUGGACAAAAUUAACCCCGUCCCUGUGCAGAACUACCUCCUGAGACGAGAUGCUCCCCUCAGAAUGAGCAGCUGCCUCAGUGAGCUGGGGGUGUUCGGAGCAUACGUAAAGAGGGGCGGGGACGUGCUGAUGAACGAGUGUGUGGGUCACCUGCUGAGGACCAAGAGCUCGGAGCACUCGGACGGGGGCGUGGCCGCGGGCGUGGCCGUGCUGGACAACCCUCUGCUCGUCUAAAAAAACUACCAGGGAGACAGAGAACACGUCUGUGAAAGAUAAGGCUCACACUCUGGAACAUUUAGCUUCAUUUUGCUGAAUAAUUGUGCUCCUUUGGGGCCUUCUGCCUCCCUUUGACUGACCGUGAUU
Menidia menidia (Atlantic silverside) is the source of this 1766-nucleotide messenger RNA. The record is from the annotation of a GenBank genome assembly. NCBI's taxonomy places the organism in Eukaryota, Metazoa, Chordata, Actinopteri, Atheriniformes, Atherinopsidae.